AUGGGGAUUGCUAUGUCUCGUGUCUCUAAAGACGAGUAUGUCACUCUUUCCCUCGUUUCUAAGCUCUUCCGCUCCAUUGUUGCUUCCCCUCAGCUUUACGCCAGACGGUCUUCAUUAGGACGCACCGAAACUUGCAUCUAUGUACCCAUCCGUAAUGGUUCCACCUCGAACACCCGCUUGUAUACUCUCCUCCGUAGCAGCAAGUGUUUGGUCCCUAUCCCCUCGCUUCCUCCUCUGCCUUCCCCAGAUGUGGGAGGACUGGAGGAGGCUAGCUACGUAGUAGUGGGUUCAAGGAUAUUUGUCAUGGGUGGAUAUUACAAUAGAAAAUUCACAUCCGAUGUGUUAGUGAUCGACUGUGGAUCUAACACGGUGCGCCAUUUUUGCGUCAUGCCUAAGGCGGUCAAUGAUUCGGUCGCUAACGUCAUCGAUGCAAAGAUAUACGUAGUUGGAGGUCAUUACCGGGAUACCGAAAACGGUUCGUGGUCAUCAAACAGGAUGAUGGUGUUAGACACGGAAACACAAACGUGGGAAUGCGGUGAGGAGAACUAA
Brassica napus (rape) is the source of this 549-nucleotide messenger RNA. Its product is annotated as F-box/kelch-repeat protein At4g38940-like. Lineage: Eukaryota; Viridiplantae; Streptophyta; Magnoliopsida; Brassicales; Brassicaceae. Bases 1 to 549 code for a protein of 182 amino acids. The record is from RefSeq and is a predicted model, not a curated record. The transcript is spliced from 2 exons. Gene Ontology annotation, molecular function: protein binding.